CUCAAACUCCAAGAUCUCGACUUCUGGGACAGCCUUCAUGGCCAGGUCCCCGGGUUGCUCGACUGGGACAUGGGCAACGAAGUCUUUCUGGCCAGCACCACAUCGCACUUGUGGACGGCGGAGCAGAACCUGGCCAGGUACAGACUUCGGAUAGUGGAACCACCAAAGCCACCUCUGGCGAAAAAGCCCCAAACUGAUGCAGAUGGACCUGAAAUUGAGCCUAACCUGUGGAUGUGGGUCAACCCUAAUGUUGUGUAUCCUCCGGGAAAGCUGGAAGCACAAAGAGUGAACGAGAAAGAGGAUGUGGCAGACUCAAACCCUUGCACUGAGGAAUCCUGCAAUGAGGAAGAUGCCCACUGCCCGGAGGCCAUAGGGGUGGAUGCACUUUCGCCUUCCUCCACGGAGCAGUCUCCGUCACAGAAGCACUUUACCUCUUCAUCUCCUAGCAGCUGGGAGCUCACAGAAGAGGAGGAGGAGGAGGAGGCUGAGGACCAGGAUGACAGCUCCUCUGUGGCUCUCCCGUCCCCUCACAAAAGGGCCCCCCUCCAGAGUUGGAGGCUUCAGCAAGCCAACACCCAGGAGGGCAGGCGCUGGUCUCGGCCCCCUCUCAAUUACUUCCACCUAGUUGCCCUGGCCUUAAGAAACAGUGCCCCCCGAGGUCUCAACGUGCAGCAGAUCUACAAUUUUACUCGACAACACUUUCCGUUUUUCCGGACGGCUCCGGAAGGCUGGAAGAAUACGAUUCGCCACAAUCUCUGUUUCCGAGAAAACUUUGAGAAAGUGCCGGUCAGUAUGCAGGUCGGGGCCAGCUCCCGGCCCCGCUCCUGCCUCUGGAAGUUGACCGAGGAGGGACGCCGCCGCUUUGCGGAGGAGGCCCGCGCCUUGGCUUCCACCCAGCUGGAAAGUAUCCAGCAGUGCAUGAGCCAGCCAGAUAUGAUGCCCUUCCUGUUUGACCUUUGA
Messenger RNA from Ochotona curzoniae (black-lipped pika), 960 nucleotides. RefSeq names its product forkhead box R1 (gene FOXR1). Gene Ontology annotation, cellular component: nucleus. Bases 70 to 960 code for a protein of 296 amino acids. Gene Ontology annotation, molecular function: sequence-specific double-stranded DNA binding; DNA-binding transcription factor activity. The record is from RefSeq and is a predicted model, not a curated record. Lineage: Eukaryota; Metazoa; Chordata; Mammalia; Lagomorpha; Ochotonidae. The transcript is spliced from 6 exons. Gene Ontology annotation, biological process: regulation of DNA-templated transcription.